CGGUUGGCAGCGCCACCGCAAGGCAGCCAAGGAGUCAAAGUUGCGAGCAGCGUGGAGCGUGCCGAGUUUUCCCAAACGGGGAAGUGGAGUGGAGCAGGAGGAGCACCUGCCCCAACCGGGGGGGCCAGGUGUCAAUCACAAAGAACGCAUCAAAAUCGCUGGCAAUCGAACUCAGUAAACAAUUAGCCACAACUCGGCUGGCAUCAAAAUUCAAAGUUUGAGCCUUUUCACAGUUUCGACAGUACUCGAUACAAACUACAGAAAGACACACGUAUUCCCUAGAACGUUUGACAACGCUUUUUUCCCCCCAAAAAACAAAAUACACACCGAAAAGCGAACUUUAAGAGCCAACGAAGGAUACGAUUACAGGAUGUCGGAAGCUGGAGAAAACUCUGAUGAGGAGUACUAUGCAGAGGAGUCAUUCGAGGAGGACUCGCAAUCGGAGGUGGAGGAGCAGGAGGAGGAAGAGGUGGAAGAGGUGGAGGACGAGGAAGAUGAGAACGUUGAACUGGAGAAGCCCAAUCAAAAUGGAGCUCUUCUCUUGGACGAGAGCGACACGCAGAGCGAAAGCGAUGCGGAGGCCGAGUUCAUUCGCGGAAACGUAAGUCCUCCAGCUCCAGUCCAGGAGCUGACCAUUUCCCAGUUCAGCCUUAAUCCCCAAACUGCACCACGCCCACAGCCACACGCCCGUCGCCAAAUGGCCGGCCGAUCCUCCGGCGGUUUCAAUCGCGAUCGAAUGGUCUCCUACCCGAGCUCUUCCUCCGAGGACGAGAGCCAAGUGGUCAUCACCAAGACGGUGGCCGAGGUUAAUCAACUCAGUCUGCGACUGGACACGCCGCUGGAGGAUGAUGCGCCCUCGGUGCGCACUCUGGUGCCAGGCAGUGCCCAUUCCCGGACUAAGGAUGAGGUCGUUGACGAUGACGAGGAUGCUGAAGUCGAAGAAGUCGAGGAAGUCGAAGAGGAGGAGGAAAUCCAAAGCGGCGAUGACGAUGCUCAAAGUGAUGGUACCAUGGAGUCAAACGAUGGUCGUCAAUCAGGCGAAGAAACCGAUGAGGAUGAGGAUGAGGGCACGGAUGUGGAGGUGGAGCAACUGGAGGAGGAUGAGCCCAUUGUCACGGCUAUGUGUAGAGAGAAGGUUCAGGAGAAGAUCCCGCUGCCGCUGCAGGAGGACAUUGUCUCCCUGGUGGAUGCCAGUGAUAACAGCAGCGAGCACAGUGUGGCCACCAUGUGCAUGGCUGGAGAAGACACAGACGUCACUUUGGAGGAAUCUCCUCGAUUCCAAAAGCAGCAACCUGGAAGAGAAGCAGUGAUAGAAGAGGAGGAACCUGAGGAGGACGUGCUGGAGGACCACUUAAAUAAUCUCAGUGAACUUCUAAAUAAUGAGAGUCCCUCACCAACUCAACAACCAGAUCUAGCGAGAGUCCGGUACCUGGAGCAACAGAUGACCCAGAUGUCGGAGAUCAUUAUGAAGUCCUUUCAAAUAAAUGGAGGAACACCUAACAGCCAAGCCUUCGAGCAGCUGGCCAUGGCCAAGGACCUGAUGCAACGGCGCAGUCUCAGGCUAGAGGAAACGGAGUCCGAGAUGGCAUCGAUGACGGAAUCGGCGAUGACCAGUGCCCGCAGCUUGGGUGGAGGAAGACCACCGAUUAGGAUGCGCAUGCAGCGCUCCCAAGAGGCCCUAAUAACCACGCGACCUUCCAAGUUGAUCCGCCCCAAGUGCCGGUGUCCUUUGGAGUCGGAACUGCUUGACCAGGAGCAGGAAAUGCAGAUGGAUCAGCAGUUGGCUCAGAAGCUGGGCCAGGAUCUGGAACCGAACUUAGGUAUGGGCAUGGGACUCGAUGAGGACUACCUCGUAGACGAAUGCGGCCAGGGAGAUGGACUCAUGAGGCAUCCACAACAGCGCAGACCCGCGGAAUUCAAAAGACGUGCGGCCAGCGGCACUCCCAGCAGCUUCAACAGCGAUGGAUGCGAGUAUCCAAUCAAUGUGUCCCGUUCACGCUGCUCCAAUGACAAGGUCAACUACAAAAACCUUGGCCGCAAGAGCUUUAGUUUUACGAAUCCCCAAGUGCGUGAGAUCGAGCGCCAGAAUCAAAUCCUACUCCGAAAGAUGAUGACUGUGAAGCCCACGGCCACGAUAAAGGCAAGCACCAGUAGCCUUAAGAUCGGCGGUCCUGAGAAGCGUCAGCCACCGCCGGCAGCACGUCUCUCCAGUGCUGCCGUCAACCGGAAGAAGUUCCAGCGCCAGAUCGAUCUGGAUAACGAUCUGCUCAAGCGGAAACUGGAGGCCAUCGGCACCCGGCGACCGCAAUUCAAAUGACGCCUCCACGGGCAGCUCCAACUGUGUUCAUUAUGUGUUUAGAAGUGUUUAAUGCGAAUUUACAAAAUUAAAAUUUAUUGCAAGU
Molecule: messenger RNA, 2402 nt
Organism: Drosophila suzukii
Lineage: Eukaryota; Metazoa; Arthropoda; Insecta; Diptera; Drosophilidae
Source: RefSeq, a predicted model, not a curated record